AUGUCUAAAUUUCUUAGUGUUCAUUCAGAUCAACAUCUUGACAAACUUCGAUUAUUGUUGGCAACUGAUUCGCUCAACACAGACAGCGAAAAAGAACAGAUGGAUCUGAUCGCAUCCUUAUUACUUCGAGUGGAAAUAUUUUGUCGGUGUGCUCAACUCGGUUUUGACCUUUUUAAGUCUUCCAAUGAUAUUCUUGACAAGAUUGAGAAACAUACCGUCGUCUCUAUUUCUACAGCAACUGGUUCGGGCAAAUCGUCACUCGUACCUGCUUUACUUGCUGGUGCCGGGUAUGAUAAAAUCAUGGUCACACAACCUCGUCGACUUGCUUGUACUUCGAUAUCCGCUCGAGUGAAUACGACAAUAGGUCCAAUAAGUGGUUGGGCUGUAGCGGGUGCACGUUCAAAGAAUAAUAAGACUACUUCUAUUGUUUAUCUUACUGAUGGCCUAUUAAAAGAAUUCUUACAAUAUGGCGAAGAUAAAUUGCUUCAUGAUUUAGCCAGCACCGCACAAGGUACCAUAUUUUUCCUCGAUGAAGUCCAUGAACGUUCGAUAAACAUUGAUCUUUGUCUCGCAUUGCUUGCUCGCCUUCUCCGGUAUGAUCUUCAAGACAAAGUCAAAAUCAUUCUCUCCUCAGCCACAUUGGAUCAAUCCGUCGAACGACUAUUUUCAAAAUCCAACGAUUAUUUUCCUCUCAAAAUUGAAUCGAAAUUCCGUUAUGAAAUCAAGACAUAUCCAAACUCCAAUGUCAAUAUGUUUGAUUUGAUUGACCGUCUACUAGAAAAGUGUCCAAACAAUGAACAAAUCUUAUGUUUUGUUAAAUCGAAUUCAGACGUGACACAAUCCAUUACUCUACUCAAAACACUCAAGAACAUUGACGCAUUUCCUCUGGUAGAAUUUCAAUCACCUAUUAUACAGCAAAGACUCGUUGCGGAUGAACAAAUCUUUUUUUCUACUACCGUGGCUCAAACUUCUCUGACAUUUCCCCGUCUCAAAUAUGUGAUCGAUACAGGCAUGAUUAACAUAUCCAUUUAUGAUCCACAUAGAGAUACGACGGUACUCGAGGGAUUAUCUGCUUCUGAAGCCACUUUGAAACAACGAAAAGGCAGACUAGGACGAACGCAGCCAGGUGAAUAUUUUCCUCUUUACAAAUCUAAUACCAAACGUACUCAUUUUCCAACACCACAAAUAUGUCAAUCGGAAUUGAGUGAUGUGGAUUUUUCCUUACGAAAGCCUCCAAUAAAAGAAAGUCUACCCGAUUUCAAACAAUGGCUACCGGAUCAACCAGACAAUGAAAUUAUCGAUCGUGCAAAUGAAAAAUUGAAACAUCUAGGGAUUGUAAAUGGCCGUGGAAUGUUCACAAAGAAAGGUGAAGAAAUUGCUCAAUUGCCAGACUUUGGCACACUGCCACUAACAACGUCAGUCUACGCUGCUCUAACUAAGUAUAAAUGUGGUCGAGAUGUCAUAUUGGUCGCAUCUCUAUUGAGUACAUUAAACACCUCAGCUAUUUUUCAAAAACUGCCUACUCGGUAUCAUCGACCGGAAGAAGGAGAUUAUAUGUCCCUGCUGGUACUUAUGUAUGACUUAAUCGAUCAAAAAACAAGUAUCAACAGUAGUGAUAUGACAGAAAUUCAACAUCAUCUUCGUCGAGCUUUAUGUCGUUUACGAUCACUUCAAUCUUCAAUCAAUCGUGGAAAAGUCUGGCAUAAAGAAUCACAAAUAUCUUGCGGUCAAUGGCGUGUAAUAGCACAAUCAUUUCUUGAUGGAUAUUGGGAGAAUAUAUACGUAGCACUUAGUGAGCUACAAGGCAGAAAUAGACACUAUGAUCGAUAUAACAUCUCUCUCAACCACAUCGAUCAACGUAUGCAAACAGCAAUACUUCAUACGUCUACUACUAUUCCCCGUGAGAGUUGUCCACUACUUCUAUUUGCCAAAGACACACUUUGUUCCACGGCCGUACGUACCACCUGCGUGUUAUCCUUCUUGGGAAUUCUCAAACCUGAAUGGCUUCAUGGUAUAGUAGAACGUCGAUUGAAUGUGACUGCUUCUGAAAUGGAGAAAUUCCAAUCAUCAGAAAAAGUACCAAACAACGGAAAUGUAAAGUAUUCAACAGACGACGGUCAGAUUUCGAUCAAAGGUCAUGGUGGCGAUGUUCUUGAAGCAGAACAAAAAUUACGACAACAAUUAAUGAAAACAAACGAAUUUAUAUUUCCUAAUGCAGAAGAUUUAAAGAAACAUCCGAAAUUGGAAGAAAACAUGAUUUUUGUUUUACGAAACCUGCCAAUAUUUUUACCGAUGAUAUGGCGUUGGAAUAAUGAAAAACAAGCAAAAAUUGAAUUGGAGAAACAGCCACCUUCAUCAUGCAAGGUAAUUGCACAAUGCAGAGAACAAGAUUAUCUAAACAUUCACGCUGAAUUUCAGUCUUUUGUCUACUGGUUGACUCUAUGUGACUCUAUGCAGCUAAAGAACUCGAUAGGAAAACCUCAAUUGCUCACAAGUAGUGAUCCGGAUAUUAAAAGGAGAAUCAAUCGUAUAACCGAUACCAGUCUCACGUGGGUCCAUUUAAAGCAAUCAAUCAGUGACAAUUGUCGCGAAUCUCGUAUGGACGUUGUAGCAUGGAUUGCUGUAUGCAAUUAUGAUUGUCUUCUUCAAGGUAGUUAUGUGCGUGAUAGAAUAGUAGCAAAUCACAUGAAGCGUCCGAAAAAUCAAAAUCCACGGACAUGGGUAACGUUUAAUCAACAAACAGGACUUCCUCAAAUUGUCCCAGACUUAGUACCCGCCGAUAUUGAUUGUCAUUUACCAUCGGGCACCUAUUUUGACGUACAGCGUUUUCUCGAUGAAAUGCACCGAUACGAGUUUAAAGUCGAAAGAUUUCGAAAUCAUUGGCGACAUGUAUUACUGUUCGAUCGCAAUCUGCCAACUGGUCCUUUCACAAUGAAUCUUAUCGAGCCCCAUGUUGCUCUGACACAUAAUCGUCGAGAUUUUGAUGGAAACAGUUUGUAUGUGGAAUAUAAAAAGGCAAAAUAG
Rotaria socialis is the source of this 3024-nucleotide messenger RNA. Lineage: Eukaryota; Metazoa; Rotifera; Eurotatoria; Philodinida; Philodinidae. The record is from the annotation of a GenBank genome assembly.